Molecule: messenger RNA, 1319 nt
Organism: Salvia miltiorrhiza (redroot sage)
Lineage: Eukaryota; Viridiplantae; Streptophyta; Magnoliopsida; Lamiales; Lamiaceae
Product: receptor-like serine/threonine-protein kinase SD1-7
Exons: 5
Coding region: 29-1030 (333 amino acids)
Biological process (GO): protein phosphorylation
Molecular function (GO): ATP binding; protein kinase activity
Source: RefSeq, a predicted model, not a curated record
AUGGAAUCAUGAGGAUUUAGAAUUAACUAUGAUCAACAUGGCAACUAUUGUGCAAGCCACAAAUAAUUUCUCAACGGAAAACAAGAUUGGAGUCGGAGGCUUCGGUACAGUUUACAAGGGGAAUAUGCCAUCAGGAGAAGAAAUCGCUGUCAAAAGAUUAUCGAAAUCUUCACAACAGGGUCUGGAAGAGUUCAGAAAUGAAGUUAUGGUGAUUGCAAAACUUCAACACAGAAAUCUUGUCAGACUAUUGGGAUGUUGCAUUGAAGAAGAGGAGAGGAUGCUAAUCUAUGAAUUCCUACAGAAUAAAAGCCUUGACCUCUUUGUUUUUGAUCACAGUGGGAGGAGACUAUUGACAUGGCCUAAGCGUUUUAAGAUUAUGAUGGGAAUUGCAAGGGGACUGCUAUAUCUCCAUCACGAUUCCAGAUUAAAGAUUAUUCAUAGGGAUCUCAAAACGAGUAAUAUUUUACUAGACGGACAUUUAAAUCCAAAAAUAUCAGAUUUCGGCUUAGCAAGAAUAUUUGAAGAGGAUCAAUCUCUUGCCAGAACAAAAAGGGUCGUUGGGACAUAUGGAUACAUGGCUCCGGAGUAUGCAAUUGAUGGGAAAUUCUCAGUGAAAUCUGACAUCUUUAGUCUUGGAGUGGUUUUGUUGGAGAUUAUCAGUGGGAAAAAGAACAGAGGAUAUGGAGACUCCGACCACUAUCUUAACCUCUUGGGCCAUACAUGGUUGCUAUGGAAAGAAAACAGGAUUUUGGAGUUAAUGGAUGAGUAUUUGAAUGAUACAUUUGCGGAGUAUGAAGUGAAGAGAUGCAUGCAAGUGGGAUUAUUAUGUGUUCAGAAAUUUGCAGAAGAUAGGCCCAACAUGUCAUCUGUGGUUUCAAUGUUAGGAAAUGAUGGAGUAAUUUUGCCGGAACCUAAAGAGCCUGGGUUUUUUAUUGAGAGAAAUUGCAGUCUUGCGAGAAGCAGUACUUCGCCAUCGUGCAUUGAGUCGGAAGAUAGAACAUUGACCAUUACUGACCUGGAGGGCAGAUGAGGAGCUCCACAUCUAUCGUUUCUCGCUCUAAUUCUAACCUUUUUCCGACAACUGCUGAAGAUUGGGUUGGGGUUGCGUAUAAAUUGACUGUUUUGUCGAUAGAUUAAGGCCCAAUUGAUGAUUGAAUUUGAAGUUGAUGGUGGGUUAGGGCGAAGAUUAGACAUCUCAUAUGUUAAUUGGGUUUCACCCAAUUGGACUUCAUAGACUCAAAGACUCAUAGUUGUGCGUGCGUGUAUCUUUGUAAUUUUGAAACUAGUUUAUUGCCCGUCAAAAAUGAAGGAAAAUUAUU